AUGGUCGGAAUUGGGUCUCCGGUUGGCGGCAUGUACGAGGCCAUCGACUCUGGGCAAGAGAGAAAGACUGGAGCUGGAAAUGUGGGUAGAGGUGGGCCGUCUGUGUUUGAUCAAUCAGUGCGAUCAGCUCAGACCGGGUUGGCCGGCGCUCUUCUCGAUCUCGAAUUGGCCAUGGCUCACGAUGAUCUCCCCAACAAGUCACUGCAAGCGGACACCGUUUCUUUGACGGAGAAGAUGGAUGCGAGUGCCGUCCACAUUGAAAUGGGCAAGAAGGACGAGGCCACACUCCUCGAGAAUGCCAGAAAUGCCACUGAAAAGGAACAUAAGAUGACCCUGUGGCAGGGGUUGAAACUAUACCCCAAGGCUGUCGCAUGGAGUGUGACCAUCUCGACUUGUAUCGCCAUGGAGGGGUACGAUGUCUGUCUCCUCUCGACUUUCUACAGCUUUGCUCAAUUCAAUGAGAAAUACGGCCAGCAGUUGCCCGACGGAACAUGGCAAGUGCCCGCGUCAUGGCAAUCGGGGCUCAGUAAUGGUGUCAACGUUGGUGAAAUUAUCGGUCUGCUCCUCAACGGUUUCCUGUCGGAAAGGAUUGGGUAUCGGUACACAAUUCUGGCAUGUCUCCUCAGCUUGACGGGUUUCAUCGCUAUCUUCUUCACGGCCCCCAGCGUCGAGGUGCUUCUUGUCGCAGAGAUCCUGGCCGGCAUUCCGUGGGGUGUCUUCCAGACAUUAACCAUUACCUAUGCUAGUGAGGUUUGCCCCGUCGCUUUGCGUGGAUACCUCACUACCUACGUCAACUUCUGCUGGGGGAUGGGUCAGGCGAUCGGUCUCGGUGUGAUCAAGUCCAUGGUCAAUCGGACCGAUGAAUGGGCAUACCGGAUUCCCUACGCCCUUCAGUGGAUGUGGCCCGUCCCCCUCAUGAUCGCAAUCUGCUUCGCUCCGGAGUCGCCCUGGUGGUUGGUCCGAAAGGGACGGCUCGACGAGGCCAAGAAAGCCUUGCUGCGCCUCACCAGUCUGGACCGUGAGACGGAUUUCGACGCGGACGAGACCAUCGCCAUGAUGGUGCACACCAACGCUCUCGAAGAAGCCAUCUCCCACGAUGCCACCUACCUGGACUGCUUCCGAGGCACUGAUCUCCGCCGGACGGAAAUCAUCUGCAUGGUCUGGGCCAUUCAGAAUCUCAGCGGAAACGCCUUCUCCAGCUACUCCUCCUACUUCCUCCAGCAAGCUGGUUUGCCCUCCAGCACCGCCUAUUCAUUCGCCCUUGGCCAGUACGGUAUCAAUAUGGCCGGCGUCUUUGGCUCGUGGUUCCUGAUGAGUGCCGGAGUCGGACGUCGAUCACUCUACCUAUACGGUCUCUGCGGUCUCUGCACGAUGCUGCUGGCGAUGGGUCUCUUGGGGUUCGUGCCAGAGGCGCACAAGACGCAAAGCGCCAUGGCCACGGGCAGUAUGAUGAUUGGAUGGGCCCUGUGCUACCAGCUCUCCGUCGGAUCGGUCUGUUACUCGCUGGUGUCGGAGCUGUCGACGCGACGAUUGCAGAUUAAGACCGUCGCCCUGGGCCGAAUCCUGUACAUCAUUGCCAACAUCUUUUGCAGCGUCAUUACGCCGUAUAUGCUCAACCCGGGUGCGUGGGCGUGGGGCAACUUUGCGGGAUUGUUCUGGGCGGGCUGCUGUGCGCUCUGCAUUGUCUAUGUCUUUUUCCGCGUCCCCGAGCCUGCGGGCCGCACCUUUGCCGAGCUGGACAUGUUGUUUGAGAUGCGUGUCAGUGCGAGAAAGUUUGCCACGACCAAGGUGGACGUGUUUACUGGACACAUGGAGAAUACUUCUUCGUGA
Molecule: messenger RNA, 1830 nt
Organism: Penicillium oxalicum
Lineage: Eukaryota; Fungi; Ascomycota; Eurotiomycetes; Eurotiales; Aspergillaceae
Product: General alpha-glucoside permease
Exons: 3
Coding region: 1-1830 (609 amino acids)
Biological process (GO): transmembrane transport; carbohydrate transport
Cellular component (GO): membrane
Molecular function (GO): carbohydrate:proton symporter activity
Source: RefSeq, a predicted model, not a curated record